AUGGUAGGUUCAUGUUUUGGACACCAAGCCGUGGUAAAGCUACUCCUCGAGGGCAAGGCGGACGUCGAAUUAAAGGAGGGCAACUACGGUCAGACGCCGCUGUCGUUGGCGGCUGAGAACGGCCACGAGGCCGUGGUUAAGCUGCUCCUCGAAGGCAAGGCGGAUGUCCACUCAAAGGACUGCUACGGUCAGACGCCGGUGUCGUUGGCGGCUGAGAAUGGGCACGAGGCCGUGGUUAAGCUUCUCCUUAAGGGUAAGGCAGACGUCAACUUAGAGGACUACAACUGUCAGACGCCGCUGUCGUUGGCAGCUGAGAACAGG
Messenger RNA from Mytilinidion resinicola, 321 nucleotides. Its product is annotated as ankyrin. Gene Ontology annotation, molecular function: protein binding. The record is from RefSeq and is a predicted model, not a curated record. The transcript has a single exon. Lineage: Eukaryota; Fungi; Ascomycota; Dothideomycetes; Mytilinidiales; Mytilinidiaceae. The annotation marks the transcript as partial.